Molecule: messenger RNA, 1082 nt
Organism: Solenopsis invicta (red fire ant)
Lineage: Eukaryota; Metazoa; Arthropoda; Insecta; Hymenoptera; Formicidae
Product: nucleolar protein of 40 kDa
Exons: 2
Coding region: 135-911 (258 amino acids)
Biological process (GO): RNA stabilization
Molecular function (GO): RNA binding; zinc ion binding
Source: RefSeq, a predicted model, not a curated record
AUGUGUGAGCUUACCAAUGUUACGGCCCUGCAUUUGUUGAUACAAAUCUAACCUAUAUAGUGCAAUUUUUAUCGAUCUUACACUUGUCGAAACGUCGCUUACGAAUGUUGUUUCUGCUGAGAAAUUAAGGCAAGAUGACAAAAUGUGAACUAAAUCAGAUAUUUCUGGGCGAAGUCGCGUCCGUACAAAAUUACGGAGCCUUCGUCAGAAUACCAGGUACCCCGCAGCAAGGCUUGAUACAUCGGACACAGGUAAGCACGGCUCAUGUCGACAAUGUUGCAGAAGUCUUGCAAAAGGGUGAGCGGGUCUGGUGUAAGGUGAUCUCCGUGGGAGAGGACGGCAAGGUAGGGCUGUCCAUGAAAUAUGUAAAUCAAGGAAACGGCACGGACCUGGAUCCUAACGGCGUGGAGCUGCAAAGAGACGUUCAACGGAAAAAAAAUCCAGGAAUGACACAGCGUAAGGUCAUACAGCUGGAAGCAGUGCUGAACACCACAUGCGCUAAGUGUGGAACUAGAGGACACUUGGCCAAGGACUGUUUCAUGUCUCCUGACGGCAAGAAGUACGAAUUGAUCCCGGAAAUAGAGGAAGAGAGUAUUCCAGAGCCAAACAGUGAGAAUACUGAGAAAAAGGCAGAGAAAAAGUGUAAAUCAAAGAAGAAGAAGAGAAAGUCAAAGAGGAGCAAACAGUCUACCGAUGACAGCGAUACAGAAGACAAGGAGAGGAGCAAGAAGAAGAAGAAGAAAUUUUCCAAAGAACGCAAGAAGCACAGAAAGAAAUGUAGCAACAGCUCGAGUGAUUCCUCGGAUAGCUCAUUGUCUGACAAUGUGAAGGCUCACAAGCGGAAACGCUCGGAGGAUCACGAGACUCGUACCAAAAAAUGCAAGCAUUCUAAAACCAAGCAUUCAGAUUGAUCAACGUCGACCGCACUUUUUUUCUAGAUAUAAUUUGAUAGAUAUUAUACCUUAUAUCUUUAUGUUGCAUGUAACUUGUACAUAAAAUACACAAAACAAGGCUGUAAUGGUAAUUUCGAAACGUUCAAAUUGAUGUGUCUAAAGAAUAAAUCUUCGCUUGUAAGAAUUAAA